Lasiosphaeria miniovina is the source of this 336-nucleotide messenger RNA. RefSeq lists its product as uncharacterized. Bases 1 to 336 code for a protein of 111 amino acids. The transcript is spliced from 3 exons. Lineage: Eukaryota; Fungi; Ascomycota; Sordariomycetes; Sordariales; Lasiosphaeriaceae. The record is from RefSeq and is a predicted model, not a curated record.
AUGGGCUGGAACUCUGCACGCCUGCAGCGCUUGCGUAGACCAACCGACUUAUCGAACACGAAAACCGAACGACCCAACAAUGACCCAAGAAUCACGGCGACGGGCGACGCCAACAAGCCGCCCAUCCAGCUCUCGGACGACUCAGCUCUAUCCGAUGCGUGCACCAACACCCCUUUGGCCGGGCCGUCAGACGAGCCCGAGUACGUCACAGGGGCAAAGCUGUACAUAAUCGUCACGGCACUCACGGCCAUCCCGCAAAAUCACGACCGACUUCAAGUCCUCGAGGACAUUGGCUGGUACGGGUGGGCAUACAACUUUAGCAGUGCCGCUGCAUAG